Molecule: messenger RNA, 1119 nt
Organism: Linum trigynum
Lineage: Eukaryota; Viridiplantae; Streptophyta; Magnoliopsida; Malpighiales; Linaceae
Source: the annotation of a GenBank genome assembly
AUGGCUUCCUCGUCGUCACUUCUAGAGCUGCCAACAGAUUUUCGUGGUGAUCAUCACCAUCAUCAGCUGCCUUCCGUGGUAAGCGUCCAGGAGCUAGCAAAACGGCCGCUCACCACAAUCCCAACGCCUUUUGUGAGCUUCGACCAAGAGAUUUCAGAAGAAACCCUCCACCAGCCGUACGUCGAGGCUCCCAUUCUUGACCUCCAACUGUUGACUGCCGAUCAUGAGACAUCAAGUUUGGAGCUUGGCAAGCUUCACUCUUAUUGCCAGGAAUGGGGCAUCUUUCAGCUGGUGAAUCAUGGAGUGGACAAAUCUGUGAUGGAGAAGCUGAGACAUGAGGUUGAAGCGUUCUACAAGCUCCCCGUGGAGGAGAAGUUGAGGUACAAAGAACAGCCGGGGGACUACGAAGGGUACGGUGGAACCGGGAGGUUGAAAGGAAGGCUGGAAUGGGGGGACAGGUUCUACAUGAACACCAACCCUAUCCACAGAAGAAAGCCUCACCUCUUCCCACAGCUCCCUUCAUCCUUCAGAGAAAGUUUGGAGGUGUAUCUAGAAGAAGUGCAAAAACUGGCGAUGAAGCUGAUGGUGUUGAUGGCGAAAGCGCUUAAGACGGAGGCAAAGAAGGUUGAGGAGAUGAUGGACGACGGGAUGCAGUCGGUGAGAAUAACCUACUAUCCGCCGUGCCCGCGGCCGGAGCUAGUCGUCGGAAUCACGCCUCACUCCGACGCCUCCGGCAUCACCAUCCUCAACCAAGUCAACGGGGUUGACGGCCUCAAGAUUGUCAAGGACGGGGCUUGGCUUCCAUUGACUUUCCUCCCACAUGCGCUUGUUGUCAAUGUUGGAGACAUUCUCGAGGUUCUUAGUAACGGAUUGUACAAGAGCGUGGAGCAUAGCGUGGCGGUGAACUCGGAGAAAGAAAGGAUAGCGGUGGGAUUCUUCUUCAACCCUAGGUUUGAUGCAGAGGUUGGGCCGGCGACGGAUAUUGUUGGCCCGGAGAACCCAGCAAAGUUCAAGAGGAAGGGAAUGGAACAGUAUGUGAAGGAUUAUUUCGCCAUGAAGAUGGAGGGGAGGUCAAACUUGGAACAUAUGAAGAUCGACAACGAUGGAUGCCGCCAAUAA